Molecule: messenger RNA, 2742 nt
Organism: Phacochoerus africanus (Common warthog)
Lineage: Eukaryota; Metazoa; Chordata; Mammalia; Artiodactyla; Suidae
Gene: NLRC4
Product: NLR family CARD domain containing 4
Biological process (GO): detection of bacterium; defense response to bacterium; regulation of apoptotic process
Source: RefSeq, a predicted model, not a curated record
AUGUGUAUUUCCCACAUCCCUCCAGUGAAUUUUAUAUAGGAGAACAGUCACGUCCUCAUACAAAGGAUGGGAAUGACUGAAAAGGAAACUGUGGAUGAACUCUUUGUAUGGAAUGUUCUGAAUAAUGAAGUAAACAUCAUUUGCUUUGAGAAGGUCGAGCGGGAUUCUGCGAGAGGGAUCAUUCACAUGAUUUUGAAGACGGGUUCAGAAGCCUGUAAACUCUUUCUUAAAUCCUUUGAAAAGUGGAACUAUCCUCUGUUUCAGGACUUGCACGGACUAAGUCUUUUUCAUCAGAUGUCAGAAAAAGACUUAGAUGGUUUGGCUCAGGAUUUAAAGGAAUUUUAUCAUACCCCAUCUUUUCUGAACUUCUAUCCCCUGGGAGAAGAUAUUGACAUUAUUUUUAAUUUGAAAAGCACCUUCACAGAACUGGUUCUAUGGAGGAAGGACCAACACCAUCACCAUCUGAGGCAGCUGACCCUGAGUGGCCUGCUGGACGCUCUUCAGAACCGCUGCAUCAUCGAAGGGGAAUCGGGCAAAGGGGAGUCCACACUGCUGCAGCGAAUCGCCACACUCUGGGCCUUUGGGAAGUGCCGGGCUCUGACCAAAUUCAAGUUAGUCUUCUUUGUCCAUCUGAGCAAGGCCCAGGGUGGACUUUUUGAAACCUUGUGCGACCAACUCCUAGACAUACCUGACAUGAUCAGGAAGUCAACUUUCAAGGCCAUGCUGCUUGAAAGGCGGAGGGUUCUUUUUCUCCUUGAUGGCUACAGUGAAUUCAAGGCCCAGAACUGCCCAGAAAUUGAAGCUCUGAUAAAGGAAAACCACUGCUUCAAGAAUAUGGUCAUUGUCACUGCCACCACAGAGUGCCUGAGGUAUGUCCAGCAGUUUGGGGCGCUGACUGUUGAUGUGGGGGACAUGCUGGAGGAAAGUACCCAGGCUUUCAUCUGGAGAGUGCUGAUUAAGGAGCUUGCAGAAGGCUUGUUGCUCCAAAUUCAGAAAUCCAGGUGCUUGAGGAAUCUGAUGAAGACCCCUCUCUUUGUGGUCAUCACUUGUAUAAUCCAGAUAGGGGAAAGUGAGCUCCACUCUAAUACACAAACCACACUGUUCCAUACCUUCUAUGACCUGCUAAUAAAUAAAAACAAGCACAGAUAUAGAGGGGUGGCUCUGAGUGACGUCACUCAGAGCCUGGACCACCGCAGAGACCUAGCUCUGGAGGGGGUGUUCUUCCACAGGUUUGAUUUCGAACCAGACGACUUGUCCAUUGUGAACGAGGAUGUCCUACUGACAGUGGGCCUCCUCUGUAAAUACACAGCUCAACGGUUCAAGCCAAUGUGUAAAUUCUUCUAUAAAUCGUUCCAGGAGUACACAGCAGGAUGCAGACUCAGCAGUCUACUGACAUCUGGAGAGCCAGUGGAGGUGACCAAGGGGAACAGCUACUUGCCAAAAAUGGAUUCCAUUUCAGACAUCAUAUCCAAGUAUAGCAACCUGCUCAUGUACAUGUGUGGGUCGUCUGCCAAAGCCACGAGGACUGCUCUGAAACACCUUGCAUCAGUGUAUCAACAUGGCAGCCUCCUUGGGCUUUGUGUCACCAAGAGGCCCCUCUGGAGGCAGGAAUCUAUGCAAGAUGUGAAAAACACCACUGUGCAAGAAAUUCUGAAAGCCAUAAAUAUCACUUCCUUUACAGAGUGUGGCAUCAAUUUAUUCCGUGGGAGUAUAGCCGCAUCAAACCUGAGCAAAGAAUUUGAAGGUUUCUUUCAUGGCAAAAGCUUAUAUAUCAACUCAGAGGACAUCCCCAAUUACUUGUUUGACUUCUUUGAAGACUUGUCUAAUUGUGCAAGCGCUCUGGACUUCGUUAAACUGGACUUCUAUAGGGGAGCUGUGGCUUCACAAGAUAAGACCCCAGAAGACACAUGCGGGAUGCACACGCAUGAGUCCUCAGGAACCUACAUCCCCAGCAGGGCUGUGUCUUUGUUCUUCAACUGGAAUCAGGAAUUCAAGACCUUGGAGGUCACACUCCAGGAUUUCUGCAAGUUGAAUAACCAAGAUAUCAAAUAUCUGGGGAAAAUAUUCAGCUCUGCUACAAGCCUCAGGCUGUGCAUUAAGAGAUGGGCUGGUGUGGCCAGAAGCCUCAGUUCAGUCCUCAGCACCUGUAAGAACAUCCAUUCCCUCAUGUGGAAGGAAGCCAGUCCCCUCACCUUAGAAGACAAGCAGCAUAUCACAUCUGUGACCAACCUGCACACCCUGAGUAUUCACGACCUACAGACUCAACGGCUGCUGGGUACUGUUGACAGGCUGCACAUUUUGGAAGAGCUAACUGUGCUGAUGCUGCCCUAGUGCAAUGAUGUAUGAAUCAGCCUGACCGGGCUGCUGGAGCAACUGGAGAGGGCCCCAGAGCUCAUCAAGCUUGGGCUGAAAAGCUGGAGACUCACAGAUACAGGGAUUAGAAUUCUAGGUGUAUUGUUUGAAAAGAACUCUCUGAAAAACUUCCAGCAGUUGGAUUUGGUGGGAAAUUGUGUGAGCAGUGACAGAUGGCUUGCCUUCAUGGGUGUAUUUGAGAAUCUUAAGCAACUGGUGCUUUUUUACUUCAGUACUGAAAGACUUCUACCUGAUACAUCACGAGUCAGAAAACUUGGCCAUGCAUUAUCCAAAUUAACUUUUUUGCAAGAAGCUAGGCUUGCUGGGUGGCAAUUUGAUAAUGAUGAAGUCAGUGUUAUUAAAGGUGCUUUUAAACUAGUAACUGCUUAA